AUGUAUAAAAGCGUUCAUAGUGAACCCAAUCAAUAUCAUUCGUCUCCAGCUCUUUGAGAUAACCACACUAGCUAAAUAUCAACAUGAAGUUCCUGAUUGCCUUCGUCGCCCUGUUCGCCCUCUUCGCCCUGGCCGCUGCCGGGCCUCUCCAAGAACCACAGACUUUGAGCCAGUCCUCCGAAGUCGGACCUGAAAACUAUGCCUAUUCCUUUGAGACCAGCAAUGGAAUCAAUGCUCAGGAGCAGGGAAAGCUGCAGAACGCUGGAACCGACUACGAGGCUAUCUCCGCCCGCGGAUCCUUCAGCUACAUUGGUGAUGAUGGCCAGACCUACACCGUCACCUACAUCGCCGACGAGAACGGAUUCCAGCCCCAGGGUGCUCAUCUGCCCGUUGCCCCCCAGGCCUAAGUCGUCCAAAAUAGUUAACUAGUUCCCUUUUGAUGUCGAUUAACAGGAAAAGAAACCCCUUGUGUAGCUUUUUUAUUAAGGAGAACAGAAUCUAAGUCAACGAGCCUAAAGUGUUAUUAAAGAAAAAAA
Drosophila erecta is the source of this 536-nucleotide messenger RNA. Its product is annotated as larval cuticle protein 65Ag1. Bases 84 to 407 code for a protein of 107 amino acids. Gene Ontology annotation, molecular function: structural constituent of chitin-based larval cuticle. The record is from RefSeq and is a predicted model, not a curated record. The transcript is spliced from 2 exons. NCBI's taxonomy places the organism in Eukaryota, Metazoa, Arthropoda, Insecta, Diptera, Drosophilidae. Gene Ontology annotation, cellular component: chitin-based extracellular matrix.